UGUCCUUCUCACUCAGGUAUCCUGAGUUUGCAACGUCCCAGCAAGGUUAGCACCAGCAGCAUGGCGGGCAGCUGUUGUCCUGGAAAUGUCACGGCCAUUCCAGCUGUGUCCACCAUCUCCCUAUGCUCAAAUGAUGGCAGCUUCCAAAAUGGUAUCUGUUUGCCUAGUUCCUGUAGGAGCAGAACGUGGCAACUGGUCACGUGCCAAAAAAGCUGUCAGCCAUCCGGCAGUGCCCCAAGUGGCUGUGAACCUGCUUCUUGCCAACCUGCCUGCCUUCCAGCAGCUUCUUGUGUGGGUUUUGUUUGCCAACCCAUUUGCUCCUGCCCGGCCUCCUGUGAAUCCAGCACCGGUCAGUCUCCUUGUCUGCUUCCCUCAAGCCAGCCCUCCUGCUCGGAGUCCACCAGUUGUCAGCCAAAGUGCCGUGAGGCCAGCUCCUGCCAACAAAGAUCCCACCAGGAACCUGGCUACAUGUCUGGACUGUGCCAGGCAGCUGGUGGCCAAUCAGUCUGCUGUGACAGUAAGUCCUGCCAGCCAUCCUGCUCUGCUGAGGUGACAUCCUGUCCUGAAACAUCUUGCCCACCAACCGUCUGUGCAGUUAGUUCAUGCCAGCCAACUUGCUGCCAAGCAGGUUCGUGUCAACCCAUUAGUGGUGAAGAUCAGCCCUGCAAAUCAACUUGUUACCAACCCAUCUGCUACAUUUUCAAGUCUUGCCAAUCAUUUCCCUGCCAGCCGUCGACUUGUGGGUUCGGUUCUUGCAAUCCUACUUGCUGUGUGUCCUCCUCGUGGGAGCCACUGUACUGCGUACAAGCUCCUUCCAUAUCCUUCUUCUGCCAGCCAGUGGCUACCUGCCAGGCCCCUUGUUCUGUAAAGAACCCUUGCAAACGAGCUUCCUGCAGCACCGUGCUUUCUGGCCAACCAACUUGUGGUGGGUCCCCCUCCUGCAACCCAAGUGGCUGCAGAUCCCCUUCCUGCCAACCAGCUUGCUGUGUGACGGGUUUUGGCAAGUCCUCCAGUGGUGGCUCCAAUUGCUUCCGACCAGCUCCCUCAAGUCUCUGCAAAGCCAGCCCCUGCUUGCCAACUUCCUGACAGCCCAGCUACGAGUCCAGCUUCGGUAAGGCAGCACUUCAUGGAGGGAGCACUCUGCACACCUCCUCUGAGUGCUGCUGCUGUCUACAAGCUCACGGCCACCCCGUGGUGCCUGCCUCUGGCCGAGCAUAGAUGCUGCCUGCUUGCUAACUUUACUCUGACUCCAGCCCCACGUUCUCUCCAGGUGCUGACGAGGGAACUUGUCCAGCUGCUAAGAGACCCUCCUUAACCAAGGAGAGCCUUUCAGCAAGCAUGGUCCACACCGUGGCUUGCAUUUCCUGACAUUUCAAUUCUCUUCGCUUCAGCAAAGCCUUCUCCAGUUUUCGUUUCUUUUGAUGCUGCUCAGUCUUUAAAAAGACUCCUUUGCUACCAACUGCUAAUAAAAAUGUGACUGGUUGGGCAUAAUGAA
Equus quagga is the source of this 1495-nucleotide messenger RNA. RefSeq names its product keratin associated like protein 29-1 (gene KRTAP29-1). Gene Ontology annotation, molecular function: structural molecule activity. The record is from RefSeq and is a predicted model, not a curated record. The transcript has a single exon. Bases 61 to 1086 code for a protein of 341 amino acids. Gene Ontology annotation, cellular component: keratin filament. Lineage: Eukaryota; Metazoa; Chordata; Mammalia; Perissodactyla; Equidae.